Messenger RNA from Orbilia oligospora ATCC 24927, 2391 nucleotides. RefSeq lists its product as uncharacterized. Gene Ontology annotation, biological process: mitochondrial translational elongation. Bases 1 to 2391 code for a protein of 796 amino acids. Gene Ontology annotation, molecular function: translation elongation factor activity; GTPase activity; GTP binding. Gene Ontology annotation, cellular component: mitochondrion. Lineage: Eukaryota; Fungi; Ascomycota; Orbiliomycetes; Orbiliales; Orbiliaceae. The record is from RefSeq and is a predicted model, not a curated record. The transcript is spliced from 3 exons.
AUGAGGGCCAGAUCUCACAUAAUACGGCGACAAUGCCGUUCAUUCGCUUCAUUGUCGACCGUUGCCCGUCCCACACCUCUAAGAACACUGGUUCCGAGAGCGACAACGUCCCGAACAUCGGCUUUAGCUCCUAUAUUGCUUGCUCCGAGGUGCACAUAUGGCGUUAGAUACCAAAGCGCUGCUGCAGCUUCUCUACUAGCAGACGCAGCAGAAGGCGCCGAUAACCUCACCGCAGAUGGCAUCCUCAGCCGUCUCGACCCCAGCGAGCUCUCUCGUCUCUCUCACCUACGAAACAUCGGUAUAGCCGCUCACAUCGACUCCGGCAAAACCACCUGUACGGAGCGAGUCCUAUACUACACCGGUCGAAUCCACUCUAUCCAUGAAGUCAGAGGUAAAGACUCCGUGGGUGCCAAAAUGGACUCUAUGGACUUAGAAAGAGAAAAGGGUAUCACCAUCAAAUCCGCUGCUACGUUCUGUAGUUGGUCGAAGAAGGAUGAUAAGGGGGUUGAUCAAAAGUACCAUAUCAAUUUGAUCGAUACACCUGGACAUAUUGAUUUUACUGUUGAGGUAGAGAGAGCUUUGAGAGUUUUGGACGGGGCGGUUAUGAUUCUUUGCGCUGUUGGUGGAGUACAAUCUCAGACCAUUACCGUUGAUCGUCAAAUGCGCCGUUACGAUGUUCCAAGAAUCUCGUUUAUCAACAAACUCGACAGAAUGGGCGCAAAUCCUUUCAAGGUCAUCGAACAAAUGAACCAAAAACUCAAAAUCCCGGCGGCAGCGGUACAAAUCCCCAUCGGUACCGAAGAUCAACUUAAGGGUAUCAUCGACUUGGUCAGAAUGAAAGCUAUCUAUUUCGAAGGUCACAGAGGAAACGUUAUCAAAGAAACCGAUGAUAUUCCAGAACACUGCAAGGAACUAGCUAAGGAAAAGAAAUCGGCUUUGAUAGCUGCUUUGGCAGAUGUUGAUGAUGAAAUCGCAGAAAUAUGGCUGGAGGAACAAAUCCCCACGAAUGAACAAAUUCAUGCAGCCAUUCGUCGGUCUACGUUGGCAUUGAAGUUCACACCGGUAUUCAUGGGUUCGGCAUUAGCAGAUAAGGGUGUCCAACCCAUGCUCGACGGUGUCAUCAACUACCUCCCACAACCUGCUGAAGUCAAGAACACAGCUUUGGACCGAAAACGCAAGGAAAUGCCAGUAGCAUUGAUCCCACACACACAAGCACCGUUCAUCGGACUUGCCUUCAAACUCGAAGAAAGUAACUUUGGACAGUUGACUUAUAUCAGAGUGUACCAAGGAACACUCAAGAAGGGUGGAUUUGUGUUUAACAUCAGAACCGGGAAGAAAGUCAAGGUUCCUAGGUUGGUUAGAAUGCAUUCCGACGAGAUGGAGGAUGUGGAUAACAUCGGAGCUGGUGAAAUUUGUGCGGUGUUCGGUGUGGAGUGUGCUUCCGGUGAUACCUUCUCGGAUGGACAACAGUCUUAUACUCUUCAAUCGAUGCACGUCCCCGAACCCGUCAUCUCCCUCGCCAUAAACCCCAAAUCCAACAACCAAACCGCCAACUUCUCCAAAGCCAUCUCCCGCUUCCAACGCGAAGACCCAACUUUCCGAGUAACCCAAGACCCAGAAACCCAAGAAACAAUCAUCUCGGGUAUGGGAGAAUUACAUCUUGAAAUUUACGUCGAAAGAAUGCGAAGAGAAUACAAAGUCGACUGCGUGACCGGUCAACCAAAGGUCGCCUAUCGCGAAACAGUCACCCAGAAAGUUACAUUCGAUCACACACUUAAGAAACAAUCCGGCGGAGCUGGAGAUUUCGCCAGAGUAGCAGGAUCCGUCGAACCAACCGGUGAACUCGGAGAAAACAUCUUUGAAAAUGCAAUUUUCGGUGGAGCUAUCGAUGAGAAAUACGUCUUUGCCUGCGAAAAGGGAUUCAGAGCCAGCUGCGACAAGGGACCAUUAUUAGGUCAUAAGGUCCUUGGUGUUAAAAUGACAGUUAACGACGGUGCAACCCAUAUCGUCGACUCCUCAGAAAUGGCAUUCAAAAUCGCAACCCAACAGGCCAUGCGAAAGGCGUUCAAAGACGCCCAAGCUAUCGUUUUGGAACCGAUCAUGCGUGUAUCCAUCUCAGCACCCGCGGAGUUCCAGGGUGCUAUCGUGGGGUUGAUGAAUAAACGUAAUGCGAUGAUUGAGGAUACGGAAAUCGGAGUUGAUGAUUUUACAAUGUAUGCGGAAGCAGGGUUGCACAGUAUGUUUGGAUUUUCGAGCGUGCUGAGAGCUGCUACGCAAGGUAAAGGAGAGUUUACGAUGGAAUUUUUGAAGUAUAGUCCUGCUAUGCCGCAGCAUCAGAGGGAGUUGAUCGCAGCACAUGAGAAGGAGUUGGCUGCGAAGGAGAAGUCGUAG